GGGAAGAGUGGUGGACGUUGACAUCGAAGACACAACAGGGGGAAAGGUUUCCUUCGCAGCGCUAAGGGACACAGUCGGCUGGCGCCCCAUAUAUACAAGUGGAAGGGGAAAGUGACUGAAUGGAAGAGUGAGUGUAACUUGAUACAGGUAGCGUUUCUGGCGCAGCCACUUUUUCUUUGAACUUCUCUGCGGUGCAAGCCGCCGGCGUACGGAAUCGAUGGCCAAAAUGCCCGCGCCCUCUUGGAAGCCGCGAUUAGGACGCUGCCAUGUAUUGCCUGUGAACGUACGGACUCGGCCAUCUUACGGAAUCAGUUUCCAAGAUGACGGCAUCUGCGUGGAAGUCGCGCACAGGCGCGGCCAUAUUUCCUGUAACGUUGAGUCCGUACAAGCGGUCACCGUACGGACUCAGCCGACAAGGUGGCGGUGCCCUCGGGAAAGCAGCCAUAUAGGUGCGGCCAUGUUUCCUGCAAACUUAUGGACUCGGCCCCCGUACGGUCUCAGCAGUCAAGAUGGUGGCGCCUAAGAGACCGUAGAGGCUCUAGGCGGCGGAUAUACUUGUUUGCUGCGGAGCCGACGCAGUAGGCCUGCGCAAUAAGAGUACGGUGCCCGGGAGGCGCAACCAAAGCGGAAGUAGUUGUGGGCGCCUUUACAACGGCCGGGGACGCCUCCGAGAGGUCUGUGCGGAUUCGCGGGUCGCUGGCGGGGGUCGCGGAGGGGUGCGCCGAGAGCGGAGAGAUGGAGGGUGAUGGUUCAGACCCAGAGCCUCCAGAUGCUGGGGAGGACAGCAAGUCGGAGAAUGGGGAGAAUGCGCCCAUCUACUGCAUCUGCCGUAAACCAGACAUCAACUGCUUCAUGAUCGGGUGUGACAACUGCAAUGAGUGGUUCCAUGGGGACUGCAUCCGGAUCACUGAGAAGAUGGCCAAGGCCAUCCGGGAGUGGUACUGUCGGGAGUGCCGAGAGAAAGACCCUAAGCUGGAAAUCCGUUAUCGGCACAAGAAGUCACGGGAGCGGGACAGCAAUGAGCGAGACGGCAGUGAGCCCCGGGAUGAGGGUGGAGGGCGCAAGAGGCCUGCCCCAGAUCCAGACCUGCAGCGUCGGGCGGGGUCAGGGACAGGGGUUGGGGCGAUGCUUGCUCGGGGCUCUGCUUCGCCCCACAAAUCCUCUCCACAGCCCUUGGUGGCCACACCCAGCCAGCAUCACCAGCAGCAGCAGCAGAUCAAACGGUCAGCCCGCAUGUGCGGCGAGUGCGAGGCCUGCCGGCGCACUGAGGACUGUGGCCACUGCGACUUCUGUCGGGACAUGAAGAAGUUUGGGGGCCCCAACAAGAUCCGGCAGAAGUGCCGGCUGCGUCAGUGCCAGCUGCGGGCCCGGGAAUCGUACAAGUACUUCCCUUCCUCGCUCUCGCCAGUGACGCCCUCAGAGUCCCUGCCACGGCCUCGCAGGCCACUGCCCACCCAGCAGCAGCCACAGCCAUCACAGAAGCUGGGGCGCAUCCGUGAGGACGAAGGGGCAGUGGCAUCAUCAGCAGUCAAGGAGCCACCUGAGGCUAUGGCCACACCUGAGCCACUCUCGGAUGAGGACCUGCCACUGGACCCUGACCUGUACCAGGACUUCUGUGCGGGGGCCUUUGAUGACCAUGGCCUGCCCUGGAUGAGUGACACAGAGGAGUCUCCGUUCCUGGACCCUGCGCUGCGGAAGAGGGCAGUGAAAGUGAAACAUGUAAAGCGUCGGGAGAAGAAAUCUGAGAAGAAGAAAGAAGAGAGAUACAAGCGGCAUCGGCAGAAACAGAAGCACAAGGACAAAUGGAAACACCCAGAGCGCGCCGACGCCAAGGACCCUGCAUCACUACCGCAGUGCCUGGGACCUGGCUGUGUGCGCCCUGCCCAGCCCGGCUCCAAGUAUUGCUCAGAUGACUGUGGCAUGAAGCUGGCAGCCAACCGCAUCUAUGAGAUCCUCCCCCAGCGCAUCCAGCAGUGGCAGCAGAGUCCCUGCAUUGCUGAGGAGCAUGGGAAGAAGCUGCUCGAACGUAUUCGCCGUGAGCAGCAGAGCGCCCGCACCCGCCUUCAGGAAAUGGAGCGCCGAUUCCAUGAGCUUGAGGCCAUUAUUCUUCGUGCCAAGCAGCAGGCUGUCCGUGAGGAUGAGGAGAGCAAUGAGGGUGACAGUGAUGACACGGACCUGCAGAUCUUCUGCGUCUCCUGCGGGCACCCUAUCAACCCACGUGUUGCCUUGCGCCACAUGGAGCGCUGCUAUGCCAAGUAUGAGAGCCAGACGUCCUUUGGGUCCAUGUACCCCACACGCAUUGAGGGAGCUACACGACUCUUCUGUGAUGUCUACAAUCCUCAGAGCAAGACCUAUUGUAAGCGGCUCCAGGUGCUGUGCCCUGAGCACUCACGGGACCCCAAAGUGCCAGCAGAUGAAGUAUGUGGGUGCCCUCUUGUACGUGAUGUCUUUGAGCUCACAGGUGACUUCUGUCGCCUGCCCAAACGCCAGUGUAACCGCCAUUACUGCUGGGAGAAGUUGCGGCGUGCUGAAGUGGACCUGGAGCGUGUGCGCGUGUGGUACAAGCUGGAUGAGCUGUUUGAGCAGGAGCGCAAUGUACGCACAGCCAUGACUAAUCGGGCAGGAUUACUGGCCCUGAUGCUGCACCAAACGAUCCAACAUGACCCACUCACUACCGACCUGCGCUCCAGUGCUGACCGCUGAGUCUCACACCGGCCCAGAAGUCCUCACACCCUGCAUUCCAGGCUGGGGAGCUGCCGUGAAUCCCCCAUUUGUUUGUUCUGCCAUUCAUCUGUUUCUCCAAUGGUCCCUGAGUUUCUCCCUGUGCCCAUCCACCAGUUGACUACCCAGCUGCCAUUACCAGAGGGUCUCAGAAUUUUCUCCUGUCCUUGUGUGUCCCUCUGUCUCUCCAUUCUCUGUGCCUGGGUGGGACUGUGGAGUUUGCUCACUCUUGCCCCCCCCCCCGGUUUUGUUAAUAAAAUUUUGAAGAAUUAAGA
This is a messenger RNA of Odobenus rosmarus divergens (Pacific walrus), 2996 nucleotides long. It is a transcript of the gene CXXC1, whose product is annotated as CXXC finger protein 1. Gene Ontology annotation, molecular function: DNA binding; zinc ion binding. The record is from RefSeq and is a predicted model, not a curated record. NCBI's taxonomy places the organism in Eukaryota, Metazoa, Chordata, Mammalia, Carnivora, Odobenidae. Gene Ontology annotation, biological process: positive regulation of DNA-templated transcription. The transcript has 15 exons. Bases 736 to 2703 code for a protein of 655 amino acids. Gene Ontology annotation, cellular component: Set1C/COMPASS complex.